AUGUCGGACUCGGAGGAUCUCUUCAAUUUUGUACCCAUGAAUCAACCAGUCCAACAAACCACUGGACAGAAGACGCUGGGUCUCGCUCGCAAGAGAUCAAAAACAGAUCAGACAUUCUAUCAAUUUAUAAAGAAGCCUGUUUCUCGUGGAACGAAAAUAAUAAAAAUAGAAAUCUAUGAUACAGACAGUUUUCAAAAAUCCGAACAGCCGAUGUGUAAUUGUGAGGCUGAUGUGUGUGUUCAACAUGUUGUGAAAACUAUAUUAUACGAUGAUAUAUAUACCAAUAGAGAUAGAGAUAAAGAUAGAGAUAGAGAUAAAGAUAGAGAUAGAGAUAGAGAUAGAGAUAGAGAUAGAGAUAGAGAUAGAGAUAGAGAUAGAGAUAGAGAUAGAGAUAGAGAUAGAGAUAGAGAUAGAGAUAGAGAUAGAGAUAGAGAUAGAGAUAGAGAUAGAGAUAGAGAUAGAGAUAGAGAUAGAGAUAGAGAUAGAGAUAGAGAUAGAGAUAGAGAUAGAGAUAGAGAUAGAGAUAGAGAUAGAGAUAGAGAUAGAGAUAGAGAUAGAGAUAGAGAUAGAGAUAGAGAUAGAGACAGAGACAGAGACAGAGAUAGAGAUAGAGAUAGAGAUAGAGAUAGAGAUAGAGACAGAGACAGAGACUUUUUACUUGCAAUAAACUAG
Molecule: messenger RNA, 672 nt
Organism: Spodoptera exigua (beet armyworm)
Lineage: Eukaryota; Metazoa; Arthropoda; Insecta; Lepidoptera; Noctuidae
Source: the annotation of a GenBank genome assembly